AUGUCUUUGGCAAAAGCUGCAGUGCUAGCACUGGGAAUCAGGCAGGCGGCUGCUCAUUGGCCUAGCACACUACAACACUUGAAUGGAACACACCUCCCACCAUGGCUGGAGAACGAUGGAGCCGCGCCCGAUGCAAUACCGUGGGGCGAUAUGACAGCCAACAACACAAAUUACUACGAAACAUGGCCGGAAACUGGCGUCACUCGAUACUACGUGUUCGAGAUCGCACGAGGGCAAUGUGCUCCUGAUGGAGUAGACAUGGAAUGUAUACUCGUCAACAAUCAGUUUCCUGGUCCUCUUAUCGAAGCCAACUGGGGAGACAACAUCGAGAUUACAGUGACGAACAGGCUAGAUGAAGGGACGGCGAUACACUUACACGGCUUUCUGCAAAAAGGCACGCCGUACAUGGAUGGUGUUCCUGGGGUACAUCAAUGCCCUAUCGCUCCAGGAGAGACAUUCGUUUACCGAACUCGAGCCGAGUUGUACGGAAGUGCUUGGUACCACUCACACUUUGACGGACAGUCGGCCAACGGCUUUUACGGACCUAUCGUCAUCUAUGGACCUACAAACGCAGAGUACGAUGAAGACCUCGGACCAGUAAUGCUGGGCGAUUGGGUACACGCAUACUACCAAGAUCUGGUAGACGACCUCAUGGCGCCUUUCCCGAACGCGAAGAUUCCGCCGUCAGACAAUGUCCUCAUCAACGGACUGAACCCAUACUAUGGCGCGAUGAACGCUUCAGUUGCAGGCUUCAGUAUCCAGUCAGGCAAGACUUAUCGCUUCAGACUGAUCUCAGCAGCAUGUUCAGCAACCAUGAAGUUCACUAUUGAUGAUCACGAGAUGACAGUCAUUGCGAACGACUUUGUGCCAGUCGUGCCAUACAAGACCGAUCACGUCACUCUCAGCGUCGGACAACGAACCGACAUCCUCGUCACCUUCAACAGAGACCCCUCCAGCGCCGUUUGGAUGCGCUCAUUCAUCGCGCCUUGCAGUGAAGCACAAGGUCAGACAGAAGCCAGAGCCGCGAUCUACUACGAAAACGCAGACACUGAAGCUCUACCAAUCUCGAUGCCCGGACCCAAUGCCUACAACACCUACUGUGGAAACGACGACUUGGCACAAAGUGUGCCCUUCUACAAAAUCACACCUCCCAUGCCAGAAUCCAAGAGCGUGAUUCCCAUCUCCGCCCAAGUCAACGGCACGCAUCUGCUCUGGUACAUGGCAGGCCGCACCUUCCGCACCGACUACAACAAACCUAUGCUCAUGGAAGCUCAGAAGGGAAACCUCGACUUCCCUUCAAUCCUCAACGCUCACAACUACGGCACGAACAAUUCGAUCCUCAUGGUGAUUGAGAACACGGGCAAAAUGCCUCACCCGAUGCAUCUUCACGGCCACAACAUGUUUAUUCUGGCGGAAGGUCCUUGCACUGAUAAUAACUUCGUCUUCGGUCGCACUGAUGGCGUCGCUGCGGCUGAUAUAGAAGCUCCUGAUCGAGACUAUGGUAAUUGCUGGGAUGGACAUAUUGUGAAUCCGGAGAAUCCGUUGAGGAGAGACGUGUUUAUGCUCCUGCCUGGGGAGUAUAUUGUGAUCCAGUGGCUGCAGGAUAACCCUGGGGUUUGGACUUUGCAUUGUCAUUUGACAUGGCACUCGGCAGCCGGGUUCGUCUGGACUGUUAUCGAGAGGCCGGAGGAUAUCAAGCAGAUGCAAAUUCCACGACAGAUGACUGAGCAGUGCGAUACUUGGCAGGCGUGGACGAACAAGAAUGUCGUUCACAUGACUGAUGAUGGAGUGUAG
This is a messenger RNA of Cercospora beticola, 1794 nucleotides long. RefSeq lists its product as uncharacterized. Lineage: Eukaryota; Fungi; Ascomycota; Dothideomycetes; Mycosphaerellales; Mycosphaerellaceae. The record is from RefSeq and is a predicted model, not a curated record. Gene Ontology annotation, molecular function: oxidoreductase activity; copper ion binding.